CCUCUAUACCCGCGUUCCAUCCCAAAACCACCCAUCAUGCCUCCCCGGCUCAAGGCUCUGCGCCUUGGCUCGUCGCUUCUUUGCCAAUCGCAAAUUCUACCGAAGACCUCGUCGAUAUCCCCACUCCUGCUCCCUACCCAGCAGCGCUUCGCUUCGAUUCUCUCCUCGCUCUCCGAUAACAAAGGCGCGUACAGCAAGAAGAUUCGCCGUGGUCGUGGCCCAGCUUCUGGUAAGGGAAAAACUGCGGGAAGAGGUCAAAAGGGUCAGCAUGCGCACGGAAAAGUACCCGCUGGGUUCGAGGGUGGACAGACGCCAUUGAGUGUCACAACACCUGUAAGAGGACGGAACAAGUACAAUCCAUUCAAAGUGGAAAUGUCACCUAUCAAUCUUGAUCGCAUCCAAUCGUGGAUAGACCAAGGCCGCAUUGAUGCCUCAAAGCCGAUCACAAUCAAGGAGCUACACAAAUCCCGGUGUCUACAUGGCGUCAAGAGACAUGGCGUUAAACUUUUGGGACGAGACGUCGAUGCACUUACCUCCGCCAUCAACAUCAUUGUCUCGCGCGCCUCUGCCUCUGCAAUUGCGAAAGUCGAAAGUCUCGGCGGCUCCGUGACCACACGCUACUACAGUCCAACAUCCCUCAAGCGAGUCUUGCGGGGUGACUCGCAUCCAACAAUCUCUCUAGAAGCCUCCCCCGAGCUGGUGGCAAAGACUUCGUCUACUGGUGUAAUCCCAUCACCCAUACUCAGCCAACUCCAAACCGCAUUCGCCCCUAAGAAGAAACGCUAUUUGUCCAAAAACGUCACUUUGCGCAGACAGGAAGCUUUAAGCGCUCUCAUGAGCCAGGUUUCCAAACAAUACAAGUACAGACUCCCCGAUGCCACGGCGAGGAAGGAUAUCGAAUACUACAGGGACCCGGCGCAUAGAGGAUAUCUGAGCUAUAAGAUGAGAGAAGGCGAGAGCCCAAGUUUGUUCUUCAAGAUACCAAACUCCUUGAAAAGGGGUUCCGUCAAGCCGGAUACCAAAAAGAAGACAGCCAAAACUACCGUGGAAAACAGGUUGUUCUAG
Molecule: messenger RNA, 1065 nt
Organism: Periconia digitata
Lineage: Eukaryota; Fungi; Ascomycota; Dothideomycetes; Pleosporales; Periconiaceae
Source: the annotation of a GenBank genome assembly